Molecule: messenger RNA, 1587 nt
Organism: Candidozyma auris
Lineage: Eukaryota; Fungi; Ascomycota; Pichiomycetes; Serinales; Metschnikowiaceae
Gene: CCT3
Product: chaperonin-containing T-complex subunit CCT3
Exons: 1
Coding region: 1-1587 (528 amino acids)
Biological process (GO): protein folding
Cellular component (GO): chaperonin-containing T-complex
Molecular function (GO): ATP binding; ATP-dependent protein folding chaperone; ATP hydrolysis activity
Source: RefSeq, a predicted model, not a curated record
AUGCAAGCUCCAGUGGUAUACUUGAACGCUAAUACCGAGAGACAGUCGGGCCGCCAGGCGCAGGUGCUGAACAUCACAGCAGCAAAGGCUGUGGCAGAUAUCAUCAGAACAUGUCUCGGGCCAAAGGCGAUGCUCAAGAUGUUGUUGGACCCAAUGGGAGGAAUCGUGCUUACCAACGAUGGGCACGCUAUUUUGCGUGAGAUCGACGUGUCUCAUCCAGCAGCAAAGUCUAUGAUUGAGCUAAGUAGGACACAGGACGAAGAGGUGGGAGAUGGAACCACCACAGUGAUCAUCUUGGCUGGUGAGAUCUUGGCCCAGACGUUUCCUUACAUUGAGAAGAACUUGCACCCGGUGGUGAUUAUUCAGGCUUUGAAGCAGGCAUUGAGUGAUGCUUUGGAGAUCAUCCACUCUGUCUCCGUGCCUGUGGACACAGAAAACGACGAGGCCAUGAUAAAAUUGAUCAAGGCUUCCAUUGGCACGAAAUACGUGCACAAGUGGUCGGAGAAGAUGUGCCAGUUGGCGUUGCAGGCAGUGAGAACAGUCAAAGUUGAGCAGGGGGACUACAAAGAGAUCGACACUAAAAGGUACGUUCGUGUCGAGAAGAUCCCAGGUGGUGAAGUCACAGACAGUGAGGUGUUGGAUGGCAUCUUGUUGAAUAAAGACGUCACCCACCCUAAAAUGAAGAGACACAUCGAGAACCCUCGUGUUAUACUUUUGGACUGCCCAUUAGAGUAUAAGAAGGGAGAGUCGCAGACCAACAUCGAAAUCACAAAAGAAGAGGACUGGAACAGGAUCUUGCAGAUCGAGGAGGAACAAGUCAAGUUGCUCUGUGACCAGCUCUUGGAAUUCAAGCCAGACGUUGUCAUCACAGAAAAGGGCGUUUCCGAUUUGGCCCAGCACUACUUGUUGAAAGGUGGUGUGACCGCAUUGAGAAGAGUCAAGAAGUCAGAUAACAACAGAAUCGCCCGUGCAACUGGUGCCACUAUUGUGAACCGUGUCGAAGACUUAAAGGAAUCUGACGUUGGUGUCAAGUGUGGCCUUUUCAAGGUCGAGCUCAUCGGUGACGAAUAUUACACCUACUUGAUCAAAUGUAAAGACCCACGCUCGUGCUCUGUGUUGUUGAGAGGCGCAUCAAAGGAUAUCUUAAACGAGAUCGACAGAAACCUCGAGGACGCCAUGGCUGUGGCGCGUAAUGUCAUGUUCGAGGCUUCCUUGUCGCCAGGAGGAGGUGCUACUGAAAUGGCAGUAAGUGUGAAACUUGCAGAGAAAGCCAAGUCCAUCGAAGGUGUUGCUCAGUGGCCGUACCAGGCUGUUGCUGAUGCCUUUGAGAUUAUACCCAGAACAUUGGUGCAGAACUGCGGUGGUAACCCUAUCCGUGUGUUGUCACAAUUGAGAGCCAAACAUGCCGAGGGCCAGCACACGUUUGGCAUUGAUGGAGAGAACGGCAAAGUUGUUGAUAUGAACGAGUACGGUAUUUGGGAGCCUGAGGUGAUCAAGCAGCAAUCGAUUAAGACCGCUGUGGAGAGUGCUUGUCUUUUGUUGAGAGUGGAUGAUAUUGUCAGCGGCGUUCGUCAGCAGCUGCAGUAG